Morus notabilis is the source of this 957-nucleotide messenger RNA. RefSeq lists its product as uncharacterized. Bases 32 to 610 code for a protein of 192 amino acids. The transcript has 3 exons. NCBI's taxonomy places the organism in Eukaryota, Viridiplantae, Streptophyta, Magnoliopsida, Rosales, Moraceae. The record is from RefSeq and is a predicted model, not a curated record.
UAGAAAUAUAUCAAAUUUAGAGUGAGCAAAUAUGAUGGAGAUUGAGGAAGUAAGCAACUACGAGGCACUUCCUCUGCUCUCCUUAAAUCACGUUUCUUUGCUAUGCAGAUCAGUUUGGGAAUCUACUCGUUUCUAUGAAGAAGUUUUGGGCUUUGUUCUCAUCAAACGCCCUUCUUCUUUCAACUUCAAUGGAGCUUGGUUGUACAACUAUGGAAUUGGGAUACACUUGAUUGAGAAUCCGGCACUAGUGGAUGAGUAUGACACUAUGAAUGAACCAAGACCAAUUAAUCCCAAGGACAACCACAUCUCUUUCCAAUGCACUGACGUUGGGCUAGUGAAGAGGAGGCUACAAGAGAUGGGAAUGAGGUACGUGACAGCGCUGGUGGAGGCUGAUGACGGAAUAAAGGUGGACCAAGUUUUCUUCCACGACCCCGACGGCUACAUGAUCGAGCUUUGCAACUGCGAGAACAUCCCGAUCCUUCCUCUCUCCUCUUGCCCCUUCAAGCCUAGGGGAAGCAGCUUCAAGAAGGCUCCAAUCACCAAGUGUGGUUUCAUGGAGAAUGUGAUGAUGGAGAGCUUGAGUAUGGACAUGUUGAACUUCUCAUUCUAGGUUUCAAGCCUAAUUAAAGGGCCAAAACGAGAGAGUGAGAGAAGUAAUCAAGUUCAGUUUGCCUUUUGGUCGGUUGUGAUCUCUACUCAAAGAACUCUUUUAGCAUUUCUACAUGGCCACUCCGCUUUAUUAUAAUUGUCAUUUUGAUGUACUUGGUUUAAUACUCAUAAGGAAAAGUUUGUAUUGAUUUUGUGCUACUUGUAAUAAUGCCCGUUUACGGUAUAGGUAAUAUCGGGUCCUAAUGUGUGCUAUAAAUACAACAUUUCAAGCGAAUGUGUGGCUGUUGAUAAUUAUGUCCAACUUGUUGAAAGAAUGUUAUAUAUUUGCUUCUCAAAGUUCUAUUGCUA